AUGGUGAUCAGCACCGGCUUUAUCUCGUACCUAUGGUUGAUUGACCUCUCCGCCACGUUCUACCCGACGCCAUCUGUCUCCGCUGUGCUCUCCCGAGAUCACCUCGUCAAGCUCCUGCACGCUGCCUACAAGCUUGAGGACUGCAAGCUACUCCAACCCGACAAGGGCCGCCGCAUCGCCUGCGAGUUCAAGGACUGCCUGUCGAUCAGCAGCUUCGACGCGCAGGAAUGGCGCCACCGCCCCGACCGCGUGCGCCGCGAAGUCGCUAACCACGUGCAAGGCCAUCUCAGCGCGCUCGGUGGCGACAGUAUCAGGACCCCGGUCCUCUGGAAGGACGUCCCGCUCGGGCGGUCGAGCGACGAUCUCGAUAUCUUCCCCUGUUUCUGGCGGUGCAUUGAUAUGAUGGAGGCCCCGAAGGGCGCGCAGCUGCUCGAGCAUCUGGUGCGGGACCACCACCGUGGCUACGCGAUGUACAGCUGCCCGAUGUGCAAGAUGAACUUAGCGCUCGAGGCAGAGGCGGAUGUGCCAUCGCACGUCCGUGCGAACAUGGUCCUGAUUAUCACGCCGCCGAAUACCACGAAGACCGUCGACGGCCCCGAUGCCCAGGCGCAAGCGAUCUUGCUCAAACACUACAAGGAGGGCUGCCCGGAGUUUUCGCCGAGGACAUCGCCGCUUUGGGAUGACCUUCCCGACAACGUGAGGCAGCGCUUGGACAAGAAAUUUGAGGCGCUUGCAGCCUUAUCAUUCUAUGUCGGGAGGCAGAGCGCUACUAUUCGCUGUCAUACGAUACUAUAGACCACUUAAUUUUGACCUCGCGCUCGUC
This is a messenger RNA of Schizophyllum commune H4-8, 823 nucleotides long. RefSeq lists its product as uncharacterized. The transcript has a single exon. The record is from RefSeq and is a predicted model, not a curated record. Bases 1 to 795 code for a protein of 264 amino acids. Lineage: Eukaryota; Fungi; Basidiomycota; Agaricomycetes; Agaricales; Schizophyllaceae.